Messenger RNA from Chilo suppressalis (striped riceborer), 1961 nucleotides. The record is from the annotation of a GenBank genome assembly. Lineage: Eukaryota; Metazoa; Arthropoda; Insecta; Lepidoptera; Crambidae.
GAAAAAAACAUAUUAAUAAAAUGAGUUAUCUACGUAAAAUAAAUUUUCACACCGAGUAACUUCUCUGUAAUGUCCAGAAAACAGUAAUUUCAUUAACAUUGUCAUAAUCGGGAGUUAUCGCUGUAAAAUAAUAAUGUCUGAUGCCUGGGAAGAAAUCCAAGCCGUCAAAAGUAAACGGAAUAGUUUUCGUGAAAAGAUCGAAAAGCGGAAGAAAGAACGCCAGAACAUUCUUGGUGCCAACUUAGUUGUGCCGGAUAAAGCCGAGGGAUCACCGAAAGAACGACCAGUUUCAAGCCCGGCGCCGUCGAAAAAUGAUACUCCGAUUAUAGAAAAACCAAGACCACCUGUGCCUUCAGCAUCUUUAGAAGUGCGUUUGUUGCAAGUUUUGUCUGACAUGCAGCUGCAGUUACCAGCGACAGCCAGCGCCCUGCUGCCUGGUUUGGGGGAUGUUGACGCGGGCAUUGUUGCAAGCCUAUUGGAGAAGUUUGCCACUCAGAAGUUGAUUACAAUAGGUGAAAAGGCAGAGAACACCACAGAUGGUUGUAUAGAAGUAGUCAGUGCUGAGUCUGUAAGGCUUGCAGCUGUACUAGCUGCUCUGAUGGAAGAACAAUCCACCAUCACUAAGAGAAAAGGUGAUAAAGUGGUUGAUGAAGCAUCACACCCAAAAGUAUCAAAAACAACAACAGAUGAAAAGAAGACCACAAAGAAUGACACUGAUAUAAUGUCUUUACUAGCUAUGCCAUCUAGCAGAGAAAAAGCUGUGAAGAGGGUAGGGGAAGAGAUUAUGGAUCUUUUGAGCAAACCCACAGCAAAAGAGAAGUCAUUGGCUGAUAAAUUUAAAAGCCAAGGAGGUGCUCAAGUGAUGGAAUUCUGUCCGCACGGAACUCGUGCUGAAUGCAUGAGAGCAUUCACUGCCCAGAAGGAAGCAGUGAGCUCCAGCUAUGUUUGCAAGAAGCUACACUUUAAGAAGAUCAUACAGAGUCAUACGGACGAGUCGCUGGGCGAUUGUUCUUUCUUGAACACAUGCUUCCAUAUGGAUAGUUGCAAGUACGUUCAUUAUGAAGUGGACAACACGGAUCCUAACAUUAAUCCGGGCAAACCGACGGAUACACCAAUGAAAGGUUCACAAAAUGGCACAAGUGUAGUAUCCAAACCUGACGGAGUACUAACUCUCACACCUCCACAGUGGAUACAGUGCGAUCUACGAUAUCUUGACAUGACGUUCUUAGGUAAGUUCGCGGUGAUAAUGGCCGAUCCGCCUUGGGACAUCCAUAUGGAGUUGCCGUACGGCACUAUGUCCGACGACGAGAUGAGAUGCCUCGGCAUACCGCAGCUGCAAGACAGCGGGCUGAUAUUCCUCUGGGUCACCGGCAGGGCGAUGGAGUUGGGUAGGGAGUGUCUCAAGCUGUGGGGUUACGAUCGAGUCGACGAGCUGAUCUGGGUGAAGACGAACCAGCUGCAACGGAUCAUACGGACGGGACGUACGGGACACUGGCUCAACCACGGCAAGGAACAUUGUUUGGUCGGUAUGAAAGGUAACCCGGAGAAUUUGAAUCGCGGACUGGAUUGUGACGUCAUAGUUGCUGAAGUUCGCGCCACAUCCCACAAACCCGAUGAAAUUUACGGCAUCAUUGAACGACUCAGCCCUGGCACAAGGAAGAUUGAAUUGUUUGGAAGGCCCCACAACGUCCAGCCCAAUUGGAUAACACUGGGAAACCAGGUGGACGGUGUACGUCUAGUUGACCCGGAAUUAAUAGCCGCGUUCAAGAAACGAUAUCCGGACGGAAACUGUAUGGCGCCGCCGCCAGACCCCGCCUUGACUUAACAGAACGAAAUUUGUUAUAGUAAGACGCCUGGGAUUGGCCAAGCCUAAGUGACGUCACAUGCUUGUAAACUUCCUUCCAAAGUGGCAUUAAAUUGUAUCUGUUGGCCAUGACUAAAAUGACGUCACAUGCUAGUAA